Messenger RNA from Daucus carota subsp. sativus, 465 nucleotides. RefSeq lists its product as uncharacterized. The record is from RefSeq and is a predicted model, not a curated record. NCBI's taxonomy places the organism in Eukaryota, Viridiplantae, Streptophyta, Magnoliopsida, Apiales, Apiaceae. Gene Ontology annotation, molecular function: protein binding. Bases 1 to 465 code for a protein of 154 amino acids. The transcript has 4 exons.
AUGGAGCACAACUUGGAAAGAGGACCGCAGGGUGAUGGUGUGCAGCUUCGUGGUGCUGGUGAUGCAGGUGUUGUGGCUGCUAAUGCUGGGGGUGCUGCUGGUUAUAUUGGUGUAAUGAGACCAAAUAAUAAUGGUGAGGAUAUUAUGGAAAUGAAGAAAAAGAUGGAGUCCUUGGAAGAAAAACUCAAGGAGAGGGAAGAAAAAUUUUGUGUUGAUGAGCACAUAGGUCUAGGGAGUGUUGUUGCUUGUGCAAAUAGGGCACAAGAGGUUGUUUGGCCAAAAAGGCAGCGUAGAUAUGGUGGCCUGCCCAAAAAGGACUGUGAGCCCCUAGAAGAGCUUUAUGAAGACCAACUCUCUCAGCUGCGGUGGUUGGGUUUCCGUGACACUCAUGACAACAUACAAGCACUGGUCGAGACAUCUGGUGAUGUUCAUGCAGCGGCACUUUUGCUUCUUCAGGACCUUUGA